Molecule: messenger RNA, 2806 nt
Organism: Stegodyphus dumicola
Lineage: Eukaryota; Metazoa; Arthropoda; Arachnida; Araneae; Eresidae
Biological process (GO): regulation of transcription by RNA polymerase II
Cellular component (GO): nucleus
Molecular function (GO): DNA-binding transcription factor activity, RNA polymerase II-specific
Source: RefSeq, a predicted model, not a curated record
UCGUCCUGCAUAAAAGCCAUGGAUGGAGCCCCAUCGAGUUACCUGCCCAACAAUCCAUCUUUCUUGCAAGAUCCGUGGAAGUCACCGCAACCUUUCAGUCCCAUUUCUCACUCGGAAUUCGAGGCGGAAGAGAAGUCAUGCGGGGAUCUGGAUUCUUGCCCAAGAUCUCCGGUCGAUCUUAAUAGCUUUAGUUUUUCACCUGUUGAUAUGGAACCUUUGACAAGCCUCUUUUCUUUUAACACAUGCUCAUCGCCUUACAAAGAAUAUUCCCCCCAUAAAGAAUUCAAAAAUCAUGAUCCAAAUGACGUAUAUAUUUCCAUGAAGCAUCCAUUAGUCCACAACAAUGGAAAUCAAAUAAGUGGCCAAGUUUCAGCUCAAACUCAAACAUUUGGAGGACAGCUAUCACCUCUCGGUUCCAUGUCCCAUAAUGUGUAUAAUCAAAGCAUUCCAAGAAAUAUUUGUUUAGAUUCAAGUGUUUGUCCUCAAGUAACUCAAGGCCAUCACGUAUCUGUCCAGAGUGUGCCAACAUCCAACGUUUCGUACAAUGCCUACCCACAAAUACAAGUGUCUGGGACUGGAAAUGUUGCUGGAGCAGGAGGAGUAUUUUACACAAGUGACUUCAGUGCUCCUCCAUCUGCAGGUCAAACCCACAGUACUGUUUUUCCAACAGCUAUGAGUGUAAAUUUGUCUAUGAAUAUGACUAUGGGAGUACCAAAUUUUGGGGAUCAUUUUGUUGGCACUGCUACUUCAUCUGUUCCUGCAAAUCAUGUUCAAUGGACAGCUGCAGUACCACCUACACAAUAUGGAACGAAUGGAGCUUCAACGAUGGUUCCUGGCUAUGGACAACCAGUGCAAAUGCAAUACAAUGCUCCAUCACCUACACAUGCUUCAGGAGGAGCAGCUGGAACUUAUACAUUCACUGCCGAAUUUAGACCGGCGGAUUCCUUGUCUCUUCCAUCGAUAGAAAGGGAAUUUUCUUCUUGCAGUACGAGCUUAAAAGCAAUGCCAGGAGCAUUCUACCCAUGCAAACAUGCAACCGUAGCAGUUCCCGUGGAGUCCAAUCAACCCGGUCUUCCUGUGAUGUUUAAACCAAAGCCAAGAUCCAUACCCACAGGUCGUGCUGCUUGUUUUCCAGCUGGUAUAGUGUCAGAAACAUCGCCAACGCAAUCGACGACGGUGUUGGAUUCGGACACUAAUAAUAACGAUUCCAAUUCUUCAGGAAAAUUGAAUCUUUGUAGAAUAUGUGGAAAAACUUACGCACGACCAAGUACUCUCAAAACGCACAUGAGGACUCAUUCCGGAGAGCGCCCAUACAAGUGUGGAACUUGUCAUAAGUCAUUUUCCCAAGCUGCUAACUUAACUGCUCAUAUACGCACUCACAGUGGAGAGAAACCUUUUCGGUGCCACGUAUGUGACAGGAGAUUUUCUCAAAGUUCUUCAGUUACUACGCAUAUGAGGACGCAUUCCGGGGAACGUCCUUAUCGUUGCUAUAUGUGCAAAAAAUCAUUCUCUGACAGCUCAACUUUAACUAAACAUCUAAGGAUCCACAGCGGUGAAAAACCUUACCAAUGCAAAUUAUGCUUGCUUCGUUUUUCACAAAGCGGAAAUCUUAAUCGACAUAUGAGAGUUCAUGCUGGUUCAGUCUGAUAUACAGGUAUUUCUUAAUAAUAAAAAGUACAGAAAAUGGAAGUGUAAUUUACCAUCUUUGAAAUGCCAAUGGUUUAAGUACACCAGCAUUCAGAAGUUAAUCAUCGUUAGCACAGUAUUAAAAGAUUGCGCGAAUUUACAGAACGAGUGUCAAACUAUACGCAGGAUUAAAAUAAAUAUUCACAAAAGUUUCUUUCGUUCGUGUUGGUGGAAGUUAAAAACGAAAAGCAUCUUCUGGGAGAUUAAUUAAGAUGCCUGAAAUACAAAUUUCCUGCUUCAGAGUUUCUGAAUAGUUAUAGCACUAUAAUUCAUUUUCUAAUGCAAGGCAGCAUUGAGCUCUACUAAGCUGGGUAAUUAAAGUAAUUCCUGGGCACCUCUAUAUCCAACGAAAUUUCUUAUAGAAGCAAGUGUCUAUUGAUAAGGAUUAAUAUUCUAAAGAUUAGAUAGCAAGAGAAAUUAAGCCACGUGUAUCUUAACCUCUUAUAGUAUGCGCUUAAAUUUCCCCAUUAACUGACCGCACGACGAAACUUCAAAGAAUAUCUUAAUCACCAGGAAAAGUCACACAGGCCUCUUAGAUAACGUUUUGGUUUGAAAAUAAAUCAUUAAAAUAAAUAAAGGUGUGCCAUGUGCCUCAUAUAUUUAAAGCUAAUCCAUUUCAAAGAAUUAAUUCGUGUGACUCGGAUUAAUUAAAAAGUGUAUUCCCCGUUCUUUCAGAUGAAAGCCGUAUAACUACCAAUAAGUUGUUCAGUUGUCAUAUUACUAAUUUGACAUAGAGUACUAAACAGCUAUAUCUGUCUUCAUACUUUUGGUUCCUUCUAACAUUUCUCAAUACGACCAGUUUCAGUAGAACGCCUGUGUAUAAGUUUGAAGUACUCGUAGUUUCUCAUUGUAUAUAUCAUUCUCAUUAUUUAAAGAAUACCAAAUAAACCUAAGGCCUUAAUGAAAGGUUAUUUGCUUUUGUAUAUAAGGGGCUUCUAUUGGACUCAAGAAGCAACAACUUAAUGAUGUCCCGAAUUAUAUAAAUAUGUAAAUAUAUACUAUAAUAUGAAAAUGAAAAUUUGUGAGCAAUACUAUUUUCUUUACAGUGAUAUUUCAAAGAACUAAAUUUCAUUCUACAGUUGUACAAAAUGUAAAACUUUUAAUUAAAUUAAUAAUUUGU